Molecule: messenger RNA, 1547 nt
Organism: Megalobrama amblycephala (Wuchang bream)
Lineage: Eukaryota; Metazoa; Chordata; Actinopteri; Cypriniformes; Xenocyprididae
Product: PI-PLC X domain-containing protein 1
Exons: 6
Coding region: 291-1244 (317 amino acids)
Biological process (GO): lipid metabolic process
Molecular function (GO): phosphoric diester hydrolase activity
Source: RefSeq, a predicted model, not a curated record
CCUAACAUUGUUGUCAUCCAGAUUCGAGACAGGAAAAGUCAUGAUCAUGGGAAAUCUUUACAUUUCUGAACACUAACAAAUUCGUAUUUCACAACUGUAAUGAUCACAUGGCUAAAUGGAAUCCCGUGCAUUUUCUAACAUGGUGUUUCUGUCUGACAUCACAUGACACAGAAAAAAGCAGGAAACGAUUAUGUUUAGUUUCAGCGGUCAGUGUACAGUAAAGGAUGCUGUGAAUGAACAAUGACACACGUGUUUUAGGUGUAUUCGAAUUUAAAAACGUAGUAGGCUAAAUGGAGGAUGAAGAAAUAUGCAUCUCCAGAUGUUGUUCGGACUGGAUGUCCGAGAUGACCGCGGGUUUUUGGGACAUCCCGCUGUGGAAUCUCGCUAUACCCGGAAGUCACGACACCAUGACUUACUGUUUAGAUCAGCAGUCCUCUGUGCUGAAGUCUGAGCCGAAGGUGCUGCAACUGUUAGCCGCUUUAUUUCCCUGUAUCGUUCGGCCCUGUAUAAUCAAAUGGUCAACAACACAGGAGGACAGCAUCUCUAACCAGCUGGAUUUAGGCAUUCGGUUUCUUGAUCUCAGAAUAGCUCAUAAGAUAAAAGACCCUGAUGAAGUUUUCUACUUUGCACAUGGGAUCUACUCUCUUCUGACAGUGAAGGAAGUGCUCACAGAAGUUUCUCACUGGUUAGACCAGCACAUCAAGGAAGUGGUCAUCAUUGCACUUUCUGCCUUUGAUGGAAUGAACCUGGAUCGACACAGAGACCUCAUUCAGUUCCUCAUAAGCACUUUUAACAAUAAAAUUUGUCCCAAUCAUGUGACACCCUCACUGCAAGAGUGUUGGAAACACAGUUAUCAGGUUAUUCUGUCAUAUGAUGACUCAGCUGCAUCUGGACAUGAGGAACUGUGGCCCCGGUGUGAAUAUUGGUGGGCAAACACAUCAGAUCCAAACCAUGUCAUAUCCUACCUGGAGGAGAGGAAAGAGGAAGGGAGACCAGAUAGGUUUUUUGCUGCUGGUCUGAACCUAACCGAGGAUGCCAAGUAUAUACUUUGUCAUCCAUGCCAGUCAUUGCAAAGCAUGACCCUGAGCUCCUAUAGUCUGCUUUUGAACUGGGUCAAGCAGCAGCGUCCAGGCUCGGACAAAACAUGUUUGAACAUCAUCUGUGCAGAUUUUGUGGGGGUUUUCAGUAAUGAAUUCACCCAGCUGGUUAUUGGACUCAAUCAAAGACUCUUAAAAGAGACUUGAUCUAUAAAUAUGCCACAUAUUAUGUUACAUAAAAAACUGUGUAUUUCAUAAAAUGUAGCAUCUUUAUUACAGUUUAUCUUGCACAUUCUUGAUACAUUUUAAUGCAAGCGUUGUUAUUUUUAAUGUUUGCAUGCCAAUAAUUUACCAGUCUUUUAUGACGGUCCCUAAACUGUGAAGGGAAAAAAAUGUUUUGUGCAUUGCUGCCAUCUAGAGGUAAUCCAUAUAGGUUCUUGUUUGUAUUGGAGAUUUUGUUACUUGCAAUUUCAUUGUUACAUCAAGCUUUAAAAAUGUCAAAGAACUAAA